Molecule: messenger RNA, 531 nt
Organism: Verticillium alfalfae VaMs.102
Lineage: Eukaryota; Fungi; Ascomycota; Sordariomycetes; Glomerellales; Plectosphaerellaceae
Exons: 1
Coding region: 1-531 (176 amino acids)
Source: RefSeq, a predicted model, not a curated record
AUGCAUUUUCAGCAACUUACAUCCUUCCUGCUCACCUCUGCCGCUAUCGCAAGCGCAAAGCCUUUGGCAAGCGUCUCGCGGCGCGAUGACCACCCUGUCGACUUCAAGCAAGCUUGUGAGAAGAAUCAGCCGCCGAAAGGCAACUGUGUUUUUGUCAUCGCCGGCGGAACCACCCUGGAAUGGAGUGGCACCAAUCUUGGCAAUGGUGAAGCCGAUCGAGUCGCCGUGGUAACUGAUUCAAACUGCAAAACACUCGCAAUUAAGGAAUGGGAGCCAACAAGUCCUGGAUUCCACGUUGUGUUCGACGACCCCAAGGUGCCCAAGAGCGGCGACCUCCAUGCUAGUACCAGCUACAUUGGUUCGGAUGGCGUGUCCGAACCAGACUGGCUCAGACUUGACGGCAGUGAUGUGCCUGGAUGGGACUGUGGAGAAAGGCAGAAUGAGUUGGGUGGAUUUCUGGGAGUUGAGGGUGGCUACUGGAAGGCUUGUAACUUCCCGUGUACUCAGGAGGCGUGGGACAACUGGGAUUAA